AUGGAUAAAGAUAAACAAGAGGGAAAAUUAUAUGAAUGGAAAAAAGAAAUUAUUUUAGCUUAGCUGCUUUCCAUAGAAACAUCAAUAGAAAAGCUGGAAAAAUUGAAUAAGGAAGGAAAAAAAAUUUUUGAUGAUAUUAUUAUUUCAUUCUAUGAUAUCCAAUGUUUGAACGAAGAAAAGGAUGAUAUGUUAGGAUUGUUUAAUUCUUUAGACCUAAAGCUUUGUGUAAAAAUAGUAAUUUAAAAUCAAAAAAGACUUAAUUAAGUAGAGUAAAUACAUCAAAAGAUGAAAAAAUUUAUGGGCAUGAUUGAGGAGAAUUUUGUAAACUUGUAGAAAGUUUUAGAUGAUUGCUUUGGAGGAGAUACUUUAAAUAAAAAGUAGCAAGUUUUAGAUUAUCUUCUACUUCAGUAUCCUAAUAUUUUGAGCAUAUAAAUUAUUUUAAAUUUACUCCUUGUCUUGGUUCCUCAGUUAAGAGAGGAUAUACAAACAAAGUAAUAACUCUUAGAAGAAAUAAAUGAGUUUUUGUAGGAUAAUACAACUGAUUAAGGUCUUUUGCAAAUAGAUCAUGAAUCAAUAAAGACAUUUAAAUACUAUAUUUAUAUAUGGACAUUUAGACCAUCAGUGGAUGAAACAAAUGAAAAAGCACUAAAUAAAGCUUUGACUGCAUAUUAUCAGGAUUUUGAGCCAAAAUGA
Messenger RNA from Tetrahymena thermophila SB210, 693 nucleotides. RefSeq lists its product as hypothetical. The record is from RefSeq and is a predicted model, not a curated record. Lineage: Eukaryota; Ciliophora; Oligohymenophorea; Hymenostomatida; Tetrahymenidae. The transcript has 4 exons.